AUGAGCAAUUCCGAUGAAGAAUUUAGGCUGAGAAGAGGGCCAUGGACUGUUGAAGAAGACACCCUUCUGAUCCAUUACAUUAACUGUAAUGGCGAAGGCCGAUGGAACUUGCUAGCAAAAUGUGCAGGACUAAAGAGAACUGGAAAAAGUUGUAGACUGAGAUGGUUAAAUUACUUAAAACCGGACAUUAAGCGCGGAAACCUUACCCCAAAAGAACAGCUCUUGAUCCUUGAACUCCAUUCCAAAUGGGGUAACAGGUGGUCAAAAAUUGCACAGAAUCUUCCAGGAAGAACAGACAACGAAAUCAAGAACUAUUGGAGAACAAGGGUCCAAAAACAAGCCCGCCAACUUAAUAUUGAUUCUAAUAGCAAGAAGUUCCUCGAAGCGAUUCGGUGUUUUUGGAUGCCCAGAUUGCUUGAAAAGAUUGAGCAAAGUUCAUCACUACCAUCAUCUUCCUCUUCCUCUUCAAUCUCAACCAUGGAACCUCAAAACUCUACCAGUCCUCCUCAAGAAACCAACAAUGUUCCUAUCAAGCUGAACAAUAUCAAUCCUCUAAAUGAACAGUCUUGCCCAAGCAUUUAUUCGCCUGACCUUCCACAAACCCUGAAGUGGCAGGAGUCUCAUGCACAGGACAGUCCUUUUUAUUCCAUGAAAAUUUCACAGCAGCCUGAAAUUUUAGAAAAAUCAGCAAGUUUUUAUCAGGGGUUUGCCCAAACUGACUACAAAAACUCAAUCCUAGAUGAUUGUUAUCAUGUUGAUAUUAGCAACUUUGAUAUGGAAGGUUUCAACCAGAGAGCUAUGUCAGAAGAAGGGUCUGAUGAAUUUUUGCUUUCAGAAACCCAGAUUGCUGUGGGUGAUUGGAUCAAUGAUGACAUGGAAGCUACAUUCUGGAACAUGGAUGAAUUGUGGCAGUUUAAGAAGACAGAGGAGGUGGUAGAGAAGCGGCCCAAGCAGGGAAUUUUGAACCCUCUACCUCCAACCUUCCAAUGA
Messenger RNA from Ilex paraguariensis (yerba mate), 990 nucleotides. The record is from the annotation of a GenBank genome assembly. Lineage: Eukaryota; Viridiplantae; Streptophyta; Magnoliopsida; Aquifoliales; Aquifoliaceae.